Coprinopsis cinerea okayama7#130 is the source of this 2661-nucleotide messenger RNA. Its product is annotated as ZNF1. The coding region runs from base 1 to 2661 and encodes 886 amino acids. Gene Ontology annotation, molecular function: ubiquitin-protein transferase activity; zinc ion binding; chromatin binding. Gene Ontology annotation, biological process: histone catabolic process. The record is from RefSeq and is a predicted model, not a curated record. Gene Ontology annotation, cellular component: Lid2 complex. Lineage: Eukaryota; Fungi; Basidiomycota; Agaricomycetes; Agaricales; Psathyrellaceae. The transcript has 14 exons.
AUGCAAUUCUUGCCACCCGCAGAUGCACCCAAGGGUGAGGAGGGCAAAAAUUACCAUUAUACGAGGGUCCGUCUCGCCUGGUAUUAUCGUCCCAGCGACGUCAGCGACCGCCCUGUAGCGGAUUCACGUUUGCUUUUGGCGGCCAUAUACUCGGAAGUGUGCGACAUCAAUCAGCUUCGCGCCAAGUGCCACGUGGUACAUCGAGACAAAAUAUCCGAUUUAUCUGGCUGGAAGAAACGUCCUGACCGGUUCUACUUCAACCGCCUUUUCGACCCCUACAUCAAGAAAGAGUUUGAAGUUAUCCCAUCGAGGGACGUACGAAACCUCCCCGACCACAUUCGAGAGGUUCUUAUUUCACGAUAUGAAUAUAUCGUCGCGGAGAAAGAGGUCAUCCCUGAUUUGACCGACCACAUCCGCCUUUGUGACAACUGUCAGAAAUGGUGCCCCAGCGCUGAUACAGUCCAAUGUGAUCGCUGUAAACGCUUCUUCCAUAUGCGCUGCGUCCAGCCUCCGCUUCUCGCGAAACCUACCCGUGGGUAUGGCUGGACCUGUGCCCCCUGUUCUCGACGGCACGAAGAAGAGGUAGACAGCCAUGACGUCCGACCUUCCAGCUCGGCCGCGGGGAAGGCCCAUAGGUCGAAUGCCCCACCUGCUCGAGGACGAGGUCGGCCCAGGAAGGACAAGACCCUGGCUGAGAAGGAGGAGAAUCUUCCUGUGAAACAUUUCAAGAUGUGGCCUUUCAGAUAUUUCGGUCAACAUACUGUGGCGGAAGAUACAUUGGACGAAGAAGAUCUAAUAUUCCCUCGUACAGCCACAAGGCACGGUCCAAAAUACCAGGCAAAUGUCCCUCCAGGACCGGAUCCAUACAAUUACCCCCCAGACCUCGAAGAGCGUGGUGGUGACAACACAGUGGAAGUUCUCGGCGUUAUCAACUCAUUGACAGAGUCGGAAGUGGAAGCAUGCAAGAAGGGCCUAACCAAUGACCCCAAGCUCCGUUACAGCGUUGACUGGUUAACAGAAGUCAUCUUCCGUUUCUCUGAUGCAGCUCUCGCGGCGCGUCCAUUAACGGCUGUCAACAUGAAGAAUCCCAAUCGAAUACAGAAAUGGAAGAAAUACGAAACGCCGUACACAGAUCGUCCCUGGUCACACGACGAAGUCGUCGCCUUUGAAGAUGCAGUCGCCCUUCACGGUCCCGAGCUUCGUGCUGCCAAGGACGAAGUGCCAAACCGCUCGAUGCCAGAGGUCGUUCGUUUCUUCGGGCACUGGAAGAACUCCAAGCUCAAGGAGGAAAACAAACGUCUCAAAACCUCCGGCCCACCUGCCAAACCAAUACAUCGCCAAUACCGAUCCGCUGCGGAACGAAGCGAUGGUCAACGCGUCGGCUUAGGUGACGAUGAAGGUUCGAUCGUCGCACAACCGUCCAAGUCCCCAAGUUGUGGUGCUUGUCGUACACGUGAAUCGCCUCAAUGGUGGAAAGCCCCCAAGGGAUUGCCAACGAACAUCCUUUGCGAGACAUGCGGUACGAACUGGAGGAAGUAUGCUGAUCUCAAUGUCCGUCCAAUACGAGAAGAGUCCCUGCCGACUUCGAAGGCGAAGACCUCAGAGAAGCGUGAGGGAACACCCCCGGCUGGUCCUAGCGCCAAGCGGGCAAGAUCAACCCCACCACCAGUGGUGUCUGCAGCCCCGCAGGUCAAAUGCUUCGCUUGCCACAAACAGGGUCCGCUCGGCAAGGUCCUUCGAUGCAAAAAGUGCCAAUUCCGGGCUCAUGCAGGAUGUGUGGGCGCAGUCGUCGGUCCAGCCAAGGUGGACGAGUGGACGUGCGAACUGUGCGAGAACGAAGAGACCAUGGAAGCUUCCAUUAACUACGACUGCCUCCUUUGCCCUCGUUCUGGACCCGAAGAGAAGAAGCAGAAGCCAUGGCCACCAGCCGAUACCUUCUUACGAGCAUGCAAACCAACAGAAGGACAGGGCUGGACUCAUGUCAUCUGUGCAGUGUUUUUACCGGAGCUGAGCUUUACGGACGCGUCUCGUUUACGUCUUGUAGAGGGGAUGAGUACCAUUGCGAAACAUCGUUGGACAACGAAAUGUUGCCUGUGUGGCGAGAUGGAGGGAGCGGUAGUGAAAUGCAGCGACUGCUAUCGAGAAUUCCAUGUAUCUUGCGCCUGGAAAGAGGGGCACAAGUUCGGCUUCGAGAUCCAACCAGUGAAGAGCAGCCGAAGAGAUACGACCAUCACAACGACGUUCAAGGGUGAAUCAGGCUGCAUGAGUGCCCUCAUCUCUUGUAAGAUGCAUGAUCACAAUAAACGUGACAUCUAUGACAUUUGCGAAACCAACGAGGGUGGCGAGACCGCGCUGCAGGUGUAUUGCCAGGCGUACAAGCAAGCGCAGGUAGGCCAAGCCCAUGGCUUGCUGCGCAAAGCCAAACGGCUGGACGCCCUGCUCAACUUACGCGAUCCCCACGCACACGGGAUGCAACCGGUACAAGAACUCCCCACCACGGAACCCGAAUGCAGCAAGUGCAACACGCAAUUCUCUCCGGCUUUCUAUCCCGUCGUCGAUUUGUCGCCUACAGCUUCCAAAGAGACGUGGCUUUGCCAUCGAUGUCACUUUGAGGCCAACGUCGAGGUCAACGGCAAGGCAAUGGGUAUGAUGAUAUCAUGA